UCCACAUUAUCUAUUUCUCUCUCCCUAUGUAUAUAUACAUCAAUCUCUCUCAUUUGGAGGAACACACACCUACAUUUACCCUAACAAACUCUAUUCGAAGCUCUUUCACACCAAUAUAACGAAAGCACUCAUGGCAAUCACUAAUACUAAGACGUUUCAACUCCUUAGUCGCCUGAGAAGGGCAAUUCACAAGGUGAAAUUUUUGCUAUCGUUCAACCCCACCAGGUGGGUCAUGUUUUCGAUCAUCGGUUCGUCGCCCGGGCCACAACUGGCGAGCUUUAGCCCCCGACCGAGCCUAGCCGACGCCACUGACGGCGUAUACGUCGACACGGGCGCAUCUUCUUUUUCGAGCUCCAGUACUGGUGCAGUGUCGCGGACGAGUAGCUUGCUGUCGACGCCCGGGGGCGACGAUAUCGACGCGAGGGCGGAUGUUUUUAUCGCGAAUUUUUAUCAACAUAUUCGGAUGGAGAGGGAGGUGUCGCUCGAGCUCCGAUACAGCGAAAGGGAGAAGAGCCUGGAGAGGACCCGAUCGGAUUAGAUAAGUAUGGAGAAAAUUCAAUGAUCCUUGUAAUUAGAUGUGUUCGAUUAAUGGGGAAGUAACCAAUAUUAUUUGAGUGGUUAUUUUUCCAAUAUUACAAGUUUGUAAGUAAUUGGAGAGGGGAAAAGAGGAGGAGAAGAAGAAGAGAAUUUUGAUUCUUCGAUUUGUUUUUGUUGGUUGAUUUAUUUUCAUUUGUUUGUAAUUAUGCAAUAAAUUUGUUUUGGGCUUUUGGGUAAAGUUGUUAUCCACUCAAGCUCUA
Molecule: messenger RNA, 797 nt
Organism: Ananas comosus (pineapple)
Lineage: Eukaryota; Viridiplantae; Streptophyta; Magnoliopsida; Poales; Bromeliaceae
Exons: 1
Coding region: 131-538 (135 amino acids)
Source: RefSeq, a predicted model, not a curated record